ACCGAUAUCAUACUGUUAAUUGGUUAUCUAGUAAGUCGGAGCUGCUGAAUUCAAAGAAGGAAAUGACUAAAUCGAAGCUGCUGAAUUCAUUCAUCGGUGCUGAAGGCGCUGCUCUUUUUCGUCGACGACUAUGAUCGGCGGUUUUGAUUGCGGCUGAAAAGGUUCUUAUCGACAACACAGAGGAUAGAGACUCAGGAAAAGAGAAUCCAUCUGUUUCAGGAAAAGAAAACAAGUCACAGUCACAUUUAUGUGCCAUAUUAUUCAAAAGCUGGUUUUGUGACCACUGAUCCACAUCAUCCAUUAUACAGAGACUGUUGAUGGCUAGUUGUUCGUUUCUCUUCCCUCCGGUAGGUAAAGAAUAAAGUUGCAGGCUGUCCUCAACUCUGCUUUCACUUUACACCUUCUGGUGGAUUGCUGCAAUGAUAAGAAGUCAUGAUAAGGAUUCCAAGCUACUUAUCUGGAAGUAUUACACUCUCUUUUUAAUCAUUGGUAAGAUUUUUCCUUCUCUACUCUCCCAUGGUCAAAGUCGUCACUGUUUCUGGGAUUCCUCAACCCUCAAUCUAGUAGUGUAUUUCUUCAUGGGACCUCACUAAUAUCAUAUAGUUUUAGCCAUACGAAUCUGAAAAUAAGUUAUUCUUUUGUUUUGUUUUAUUUUCAACUUGUUGCUUGGAAACAACAUCUAGUGUAUUUCAUGUGUCUAGUUGUUGUGCUGAGUAGUGGCUGAAAACACUAUGCUACCAUAGCCAAAUUCAGAAUCUUUUUUUUGGUGAGUUUGAUGGCACAAAUAAACCUGGACUAUAUCCAAAUACUAGAUUCAGAAUCAGCUAUAAUAAUUCUCAGUUCACAGCUCAUGUAGACCUGUAUUGGUGCAUCAUGUUUAGCCAUUUAGGGUAGACAAGACUUCAAGUGUUCUUGUGCUAACACAGUUACAUAUAUGUUAGAGAUGUGCCAAGAGCACAGGUAACAGGUUCACAUGUCUUCCUUAUUCAAAUCAUCAUCUGCUCAAAUCAAUAUUUCAUUUGUAUCACUCAGAAAUAGACAUCGACUGUAUGACUUGCAAGUAUACUAACAUAGCAGCCUUCUUUAUCCACAGGGCAGUAGGGGAUUUGUGAUAUUUCCAUUUAUCACUUGGAGGUCUCUCCAAGAAUAUCAUACUAUGCUGGCAAAAGUUACAGAUAGUUAUAUCAACUAGUGGGUACCCAAAUUAUUAAGAAGUGGCAAGUCAGUAAAGUAUUUUGAGGAUAAGAACACCUUGUACCAUAGUGCAUGAAUAUGGCAAAUUCUAGUAAAUGACUCACUUAUAGUAUCUUGCAUGUACCCCACCCACAGGGGAGUAUCCAUGGUUAGGUGAUUGGCCUCUUGCCUUUACCCCCCACCUCCACCACAUCCCACCCACCCAUGAGGGGACAUCCAUGAUUAGAUGAUUGGUCAGUACUAAAAAAUAAUCUAGCAUUUAAUUCCAAUAAUAGUAUACUGGUUAACUAUUUGGUAUUGGCUUGGCAACCACAAGUCACUUCAUUUUUUGUGAAGUUUGGAAGAUCGUAUGUUUUUAUUUUACUCUAAUCGGGUAGAAGAGGAAUAAAUGUAUCUCUAUUUCUACCAAAAUAAGUAUCAAUUUCUUUUAUUGUAUAUAAAAAGACUUUGUGCGAUAAAGAAAAGAGUUAAGAGCUUCGAUGUAAAACACUCUACUGUUCUGUGCGUGACAUUCACAUAUAGGAUAUUUAUUAAACCACCCUUUUCAAUCCAGUUAGUUUUAACUUAAUUUUUUUAAAGCAUUUUGUGCUCUUAAUCUCUCUGUGUGUGUUUGUGUAUCAUUGAAUCAUUAUAAGUCCAAGUUUUAGAGAAGCAUGACAUAUGUACAUGUGGUGAGAUCGUGAAAACUCUCACAGCUGCAAUACAUUCUUGUGUGUGCAUGUGUGUUUUGUUCCUAUCCAAGAUUACAUACAAAAACUAGACGUGGCACUGGGGGACCUUCCUUGAAUCUUUUUCCCCCAGUUAUGCAUAGAAUAUUUAUCCUAUAUAACUGUAUGCCAUUGUAACUCUUUUCCUAUUAUAAACCAUACACUUCAACCAUUUUCCUUUUCACUUUCUUUCUUCUUAUUCUAUACAAUGGAACGCCAAGCUGCCUAUUUGAGGAAUGCUUUAUUUGAUCAGGGAUAUCUUGAUGAACAGUUCCUUCAACUGGAAGAUUUGCAAGACGAAACCAACCCUCACUUUGUUGAAGAAGUGGUCAAGCUAUUCUACACUGACUCGGUCCGACUAAUACAAAGCAUUGAACUGACACUAAAAAACACCCCUCGGGACUUCGAGAAACUGGAUAAGAUCAUGCAUCAGUUCAAGGGUAGCAGCACUAGCAUUGGCGCCAAAAAGGUCAAGAAGGAAUGCACACAAUUUCAAGAAUACUGCAAUGUUGGCAACGUUGAAGGGUGCAUUAGGGAAUUCCAAGAGGUAAAACAAGAGCAUGCAGCCCUCAAGAGGAAGCUUGAGAAUUAUUUUCAGGUCUUUCACGUUGUGCAUCUUGCAAGAGAAGCUCGUUAAGUCACUUACAUAACGAUUAUAGUGAUGCCAAAUAGCUAUAAUGUAACCUUUUUAUAGAAAAAAAUAAGCUUCGAAAUGUAUGUAAGCAAGUGAUCAGUUCAACUUAAUGUCAUUUGCUGAUUUAUUUCAUCCCUAAAUUGGAAAAUUUUAUUUC
Messenger RNA from Salvia splendens (bonfire salvia), 2692 nucleotides. Its product is annotated as histidine-containing phosphotransfer protein 4. Gene Ontology annotation, molecular function: protein histidine kinase binding; histidine phosphotransfer kinase activity. NCBI's taxonomy places the organism in Eukaryota, Viridiplantae, Streptophyta, Magnoliopsida, Lamiales, Lamiaceae. Gene Ontology annotation, cellular component: cytoplasm; nucleus. Gene Ontology annotation, biological process: phosphorylation; cytokinin-activated signaling pathway; phosphorelay signal transduction system. Bases 2110 to 2538 code for a protein of 142 amino acids. The transcript has 7 exons. The record is from RefSeq and is a predicted model, not a curated record.